GCGCCAAACAACUAGACAUUCCUUUAAUGAUUAGUAUUUUCAUAUCGUGGAAUUGAAAACAUUUCAUUUCGUCGUGUGAUGUGAUAUUAUGAAUGUUUUCUCGGUAACACAUUAGAUAAUUGCAAUGAUUUGCACACGUAUUCAAUUUUCAGGUGUCCAGUUACAUUAGCAUGACACCAACAGAGGGCAAAGCAAACCGCGAAUAGCAGUCAAAACCACUCCUGCAGAUGGCACUUAACUAUUGAUAGACGUCGUAUGUCUUGAUCAUUCACACUAGAUCAUGGAGCUCUACACUCUCAAACUUCUCCUGCCUUUACUGUUACAGUUGUUAACUGUGAACGCACAAGAGCAAGAUCGAUGUCGCAAGAACGUAGACCUUGGUUUCCUGAUGGAUUCGUCAGGAAGCAUCGGAGACCAGGAUUAUCAAAAAGAAAAAGAAUUUGUCAAGUCUCUUGCCUCUACUUUCAUCCUCUCUCGUCGAAAUACGCAAGCUGGGGUCAUAAUCUACAGCGACGACGCUCUAAUGUACUCCACAUUUGGUCAAUAUCCGGAUAUUGAAAGAUUUAAGAGGGCGGUUGAUUCGUUACCGUAUUUAAGGAAAAGAACUCGAAUCGAUAAAGCUUUGAAAUUGGCCGCGACGAAUCUGUUUACGAGUCAAGGGGGAGCUCGACCUGAUAAGGAAGACAUCAUGGUGAUUCUAACAGACGGAGUUCAAACGCCUGAUCCUGAUGCGGUGCCACUGGUUGACGCGGUCCUUCCCUUACAUGAAGCUGGAGUACGCGUGUUUGCUGUUGGAGUAGGAGGUCACUACAAAAGGAGCGAGUUACUACAGUUAGUUGAAAGAGAAAGUGAUGUGUACGAGGCAGCUGACUUUGACGAACUGCUACGACUUGUUAAAAGAAUUGCGCGGGGAACUUGCGCUCCUGCACCCGUAAUUGUGCCAAAAUGCCGGUACCGCGCAGAUCUUGGUUUUUUGAUGGAUGCAUCGAACAGCAUUGGCGAGACUGACUUUCAGAAAGAAAGAGAUUUUGUCCACUCUCUGGCUUCAGCCUUCACGUUUGGUCACAAUGAGACCGCAGCAGCAGUGAUAACCUACAGCGAUACAGCCACGCUGAACAUUCCACUCGGGCAUCACUACUCAGUGGAUAGUUUCAAACAAGCUGUAGAACGAAUCCCUUAUAUCUUGGGAAGGACGCGCAUUGACAAGGCUCUGAAGCUAGCUAGCACUGAUAUAUUCUCUAACAGAGGGGGCACUCGUCCUGGGCUUCCCAAGCUUUUGGUCAUCUUAACCGAUGGUGUCCAAACACCGGACCCUGACGCCAUUCCCUUGAAGGAGGCAGUCAUUCCUCUACAGAAUAAGGGUGUCACGAUAUUGGCAGUUGGUGUUGGUAGCAGAAUAGACUACAAUGAACUGAGAUCGAUGGUGCAGAAAGAUAACGAUGUUUUCACCGCCACAGACUUUGAUGAUCUUCUUAAUAAAGCUUAUCAAAUAUCUGAACAAACUUGUGAGGACGUUAAAACUCAAAUAGAAAACGUUGAUGGAGGCUGGUCAUCUUGGCAGCCGUGGGACACCUGUAUACCCUCCUGUGGUGGUGGUUUACAAACAAGACGACGUGUCUGUGAAAGUCCGUUUCCUCGGGGCAAUGGGCUGCCAUGUCAGGGACCUGCGAGUGAGACACGUGCAUGUAACCAACAGCCGUGUCAAGACCGCAAGAGCUGACAUUGGAUUCGUCAUGGAUGCAUCAGCCAGCAUUGGAGAAUUUGAUUUCCAGAAGGAAAGAGACUUUGUCAAGGCUGUGGCAGAUUCAUUCACCCUUGCAAGUGAUCAAGCUAUAGUUGGAGUCAUUACGUACAGUGACAACGCAAAGCUCGAUAUUCCUCUCGGAAAAUAUAUGUCGGCAGAAAGGUUCAAACUGGAGGUCGAUCGUAUUCCAUACAUCUUAGGACGAACAAGAAUAGACAAAGCCCUGAAGCUCGCGAGCACGGAUUUCUUCGGUAAAAACGGAAGAAGUCGACCGGGUUUUCCUAAAAUCAUGAUCAUUCUCACGGACGGCGUGCAAACUCCAGAUCCAGACGCAAUUUCUUUGGAUCAGGCUGUGAUUCCUCUCCGUCGCGCAGGCGUAAGAGUCUUUGCUGUUGGCGUGGGUGGUCACACUAGACCAAGUGAACUACGCUUGAUGGUUGAAAGACCUGAUGAUGUAUUCAUGGCAGAAGACUUUGAUGACCUUUUGCAAAAGACUUACGUAAUUGCACAAAGAACUUGCGAAGGGGCUCAAGAUAAGCCAGUUGAUGGUGGAUGGUCAUCAUGGCAGAAUUGGGACAAAUGUAUCCCUGAAUGCGAUGGAGGCCAGCAAACCAGGCGAAGGUCGUGUAACAAUCCCUCCCCGGCCCAUGGAGGACGCGCGUGCCCUGGAUCGAGCAGUGAAACAAGAGCUUGCAACCAGCAGCCUUGUAUUGGAAAAAUUCAGUGCUCUGCAAGAGUUGAUCUCGCUUUUCUAAUGGACGCAUCGGGAAGCAUCGGAAAAUGGGAUUUCCAGAAAGAAAGAGACUUUGUCAAGGCCAUGGCGGCAUCCUUCAACUUCGCUCGUGACCAGACCUUAGCAGCGGUAAUAACCUACAGUGACAAAGCUAACUUAGAAAUUCCAUUUGGUCGCCAUCUUAACACAGAUAGCUUUCGUUUGGAAGUCGAUCAGAUUCGAUAUACCUUAGGACAAACACGAAUCGAUAAAGCACUUGCUGCGGCCGCCGAUAAAGUAUUCGCGCCAGGCAAAGGGACGCGACCUGGUUUUCCUAAGGUGAUUGUGAUUCUUACUGACGGUGUACAGACUAAAGAUCCAGAUGCUAUUCCUCUGGGUCAAGCAGUUCUUCCCCUGCGUAGGAAGGGCGUACAGAUAAUAGCUGUUGGCGUUGGAGGUCAUGCGGAUCCUAAUGAACUGAGGCAAAUGGUGGAGAGAAGUAGUGAUGUUUAUACUGUAUCUGAUUUUGAUGAUCUUUUGAAGAAGGCGUAUGAUAUCGCGCAGAGAACGUGCGACGGCGCAAGUAGACCACGAGUGAAUGGCGACUGGUCUGAAUGGUCGGGCUGGACAACUUGCAGCGUGUCUUGUGGGAGCGGGGUACAAAACAGAAAAAGGAAUUGCGACAAUCCUUACCCUUCAAAUGGUGGAUAUCCUUGUUCUGGACAGAGUGAAGAAGAACGUUCCUGCUAUGAACGGGCCUGCACAGGAAAUCUAAGGGUCAAUGGAGGUUGGUCUGAUUGGUCAAGAUGGUCUCGUUGCAGCGUGACGUGUGGCACAGGAGUCGAAACCAGACAGAGAAGGUGUGACAAUCCUUACCCAUCUAAUGGUGGAUAUCGAUGUUCUGGACCGAGCGAAGAACGACGAGCAUGCUAUCAACGAGCCUGCAUAGGAAAUCUUAGGGUCGAUGGAGGUUGGUCUGAUUGGUCAAGAUGGUCUCGUUGCAGCGUGACUUGUGGCACAGGAGUCGAAAGUAGACAAAGAAGGUGUGACAAUCCUUACCCAUCUAAUGGUGGAUAUCGAUGUUCUGGACCGAGCGAAGAAAGACGAGCAUGCUACCAACGAGCUUGUAUAGGAAAUCUAAGGGUCGAUGGCGGUUGGUCUGACUGGUCAAGAUGGUCUCGUUGCAGCGUGACGUGUGGCACAGGAGUUGUAACCAGACAGAGAAGGUGUGACAAUCCUUACCCAUCUAAUGGUGGAUAUCGAUGUUCUGGACCGAGCGAAGAACGACGAGCAUGCUACCAACGAGCCUGCAUAACGAGUAGGAGAGUCGAUGGAGGUUGGUCUCAAUGGAAUGACUGGCGCCAAUGUUCUCGUACAUGUGGCGGAGGUUCUCAGAUCCGGUAUCGUGACUGCUCUAAUCCUCCGCCAUCCAAUGGAGGACGAGACUGUUAUGGAAGGGCUCAGGAAUCUCGGCUCUGUGCUGCUAAUCCUUGUCCAGCCAGAAUCGACGGACAAUGGUCACCAUGGAGUGACUGGGCUCAGUGCUCCCGGACAUGUGGCGGCGGCGUACAGUCGAGGUUGCGCACAUGCUCUAACCCUUCACCAUCCAAUGGUGGUCGAGACUGUUAUGGUAUAAGACAGGAAUCCCGUCUGUGCUCUACUACGCCUUGUGCGGUUCCAAUACCAACAACUUCAGAUUGCCAAAAUCUCAACGCCAUGGUUGGAAUUCUGAUGGUGGAUUCUCGAAGUGUCGGCCAAGAGAACUUCAAAAAACAAAAGGAUUUCGUGAAGCGUGUGGCCUCCUCUUAUGGACUUUCUACCACGGGAACGCGAGCGGGAAUCAUUGGAUAUAGUGAUAGUGCCCAGGUGUACGCAAAAAUGGGCGAACAUACCGACCAAGCCAGCUUCGAACGAGCAGUCGAUAGAGUGAUUUAUACGAGAGGAACAUCGAGAUUCGAUAAAGCACUGAAGCUUGCGUCGCUGCGAUUCUUCCCUUCAAGUGGUGUUGUAACAUUUGGUAUUCCAAGAAUCCUCAUUGUCUUAAUAAACAAGCCACUAACAAGAGAGUUUGACACGGUACCACUAUAUCAGACUGUUCUGCCGUUAAGGAUUGCCAACGUAAAGGUGUUCGUGAUUGGCAUUGGACAACAAGUGAAUCGAAAUGAACUGAAUGUGGUAGCAGACGAUGAAAAGGAUGUUUUCCUUGUGCGUGACUUUGAUGAUCUUCUGGCGCGUAGCCGUCAAAUCAUACAAUCAUCGUGUUCAGAAUAUCUACCAAAAACCAGAGCACGCUGCCUCGGUACAUCAGAUUUGGGCUUCAUACUAGACGCCUCGGGUAGUGUGGGUGCUGUAGGAUUCAACAAACAGCGUCAAUUCGUAACUUCCGUAAGUUCAUCCUUCAAUGUGGGGCCUUCGUCAACUCAUAUCGGUGUCAUCACCUAUAGUAGUUUCGCUGUAGUCAGACUUCGAUUUGGGGAAUUCAACUUAAUGGAUCAAAUCACGAGAGCUGUAGCAACGAUUCCUUACACGAGGGGACAGAGUCGCAUUGAGGAGGCGUUGAAGCAAGCAACGAACGACCUAUACACAGUUAGUGGUGGCUCGCGCUGGGGGCUACCUAAAAUUGCCAUUCUAAUAACCGAUGGGUUGCAAGUACAAAACCCUGACGUAGAGCUUCGUCAGGCCUCAGAGGCUUUGCGUCGAGCUGGUGUUAAGAUCAUCGCUGUUGGAAUAGGAAACGAUCAAGAUAGUGACAACCUACGACUAUUGGUCAAUUCAAACAACCACGUGGUUAUAGUACGAGACUAUGACGAACUUCUGAGGAGAGCCAAUGAAAUUGCGUUACUGACAUGUAAUGGUGUUCGUGGGUCGUUUCCAACCUUCAAUCCAGGAAAUAUAGGCUCGCAAAUAUCGUGCCCCAACGUAAUGGACUUAGGCUUCGCCAUGGAUUCGUCUUCUGCACUGGGAAUAAAAAAUUACCUCAAGGAAAAAUAUUUCGUCAAACAAAUCGCGACGCACGUGGGAUUAAGGCCAGAUGGCAGUCGGGUUGGUGUAUUGAUCUAUGGAGAUACAUCUAUGGUAGAGAUUAGGAUGUUACAUCAUCGUGACGUUUUGUCUUUUACGAACCUCGUGGACCGAUUGCCUUAUUACAGUCAGCGCAGAAGGAUCGACAAAGCGUUAGAAACCGCAAACCUCAUGUUCCAGGUGCCUCCGCAGAGUCCUCGAGUUUUGAAAGUUUUUGUUCUGUUGGUGAAUGGAAAACAAACCCUGACCUACAACUCAGUACCUUUAUCUCAAGCAGCUCAGCCCUUGAGGAAUGCAGGGGUCAGGGUUAUUGUGAUUGGAGUUGGGAAUGUAUCUGCCAAUGAACUGCGUAGUGUAGCCACGAAUUCACGAGAUGUUUACUUGAUACCGAGCUUUGAUGUUUUAAUAUCGCAAGUGGAAAACUUUAAAAGGAUAAUUUGUGAAGCUGGAGCAAGAUCUUCAAGACUUGGCUAGAUGUUAGCCCCACCAGCGAAUAAAUAAAACUAUUCAAAUGAGUCGAAAAGUAAGACUCGGAAAAGGAGUAUCUAAAUAACCACAAGAACGUUACCAUGGCUACGACAUAUCGGUAGCAAACAGACAACAAGUCCAAUCUCUGCUAAUAUAACUUGCUGGCAUUUUUUUUCUUUUCAGAAAAUUUAUUUAGAAGACUUAAAUAAGCUUACAUGUACAUGUUUAUCAGUGGCCUAACAGUGUACAAGUGUAUAAAUGUAUAGUGAGUACCGUUACGCCGAAGUUUCCAGGAAUCUUCAAGUUUUAAAUUGUAAAUUAUCAAAGAUUUUUCAAUAUGUAAACUGGGGUUAGAAGAGUUGAGAUAGACACUAUGGGAGCCCAUAUAUUUUUACACAAAUAAUAGAUAUAUAAUACGUCAAUAAAGUAGUUUUUGGGCCAAAAUCUUUGACAGAAUGAGAGGAAACAAGAGGUAAAAGGUCAUGAAAUACUGCAGAUGUUGGCAGAAUACCCUAAAUAAAAAAACCUAGUAUUUUUUCACACACAAAAAA
Molecule: messenger RNA, 6496 nt
Organism: Actinia tenebrosa (Australian red waratah sea anemone)
Lineage: Eukaryota; Metazoa; Cnidaria; Anthozoa; Actiniaria; Actiniidae
Source: RefSeq, a predicted model, not a curated record